UCACUCUGAAUUGUCAUUGGCUCCAGCAGCUUCCUCCUCCCUCUUGGUUUCCUUCUUCUUCAGCUCAGACGCUCAAAGUGUUUCAGUGAGAGAAGAAAGAGAGGACAGGUGAACAUGCAGCUCUUCCUGGCUCUCUGCUUUCUGCUGGGAAUCCCCAGCGGGGCUCCAGACAUUCACUCCAUGAAGAUGUUCCACACUGCAGCCUCCAAUAUUCCAAACUUUCCAGAGUUUGUGAUUGUUACUCUGUUGGAUGAACUUCAGGUUGAUUACUACGACAGCAACAUCAGGAGAGCAGUUCCCAAACAGGACUGGUCGAAUAAAAUCACAGAAGAAGAUCCAACGUACUGGGAGAGGCAGACUCAGAUUGGUCUGGGAGCUCAGCAAACCUUCAAAGGAAACAUCGAGAUCGCGAAGGAACGAUUCAACCAAACUGGAGGUGUUCACGUUUUCCAGUGGAUGGUUGGUUGUGAAUGGGACGAUGAAACUGAUAAAGUGAACGGAAAUUGGCAGUACAGUUACGAUGGAGAAGAUUUCAUCGUUUAUGACCUGAAAACAGAAACAUGGAUCGCUCCAGUUCCUCAGGCUGUUCCCACCAAACACAAGUGGGACAAUGACAAAGCAGAUUUGGCUUAUACCAAAAACUACCUGACCACAGAAUGUCGUGACUGGCUGAAGAAGUAUGUGGAGUUUGGUCGGAGCUCACUGAUGAGAAAAGAUCUUCCCUCAGUGUCUCUCCUCCAGAAGACUCCCUCCUCUCCGCUCACCUGCCACGCUACAGGUUUCUACCCCGACAGAGCCGACUUGUUCUGGAAGAAAGACGAGGAGGAGCUCCAUGAGGACGUGGUCAAAGGAGAGAUCCUCCCCAACCAUGACGGGAGCUUCCAGAUGAGCGUUGAUCUGGAUCUUUCAGGGCUCAAAGAUGAAGACUGGGGGAGGUACAGCUGUGUGUUUCAUCUGGCUGGAGGACAGGAAGUCUCCAAGAGACUGGACAAACGGGACAUCAGGACCAACUGGAAGACAAAUGAUGGAGGACUUCACCCUGGAGCUGCUGCUGGAGGAGUGUUGGGAGCGAUUGCUGUUGUGGUCCUGGCAGGCGUUGGAUUCAUCAUCUACAAGAAGAAACCACCUCAAGGGUUCAGAGCCACUAACACCUCUGAAACUUCAUGAGGAGAAGAUCCAGCCGUGAAGAAAAAGCCCCUAAAAGAAGCCCCCCCUGGACCAGAUGUCUGGAGGGUUCCUCACUCCAGGAGCUCCAGAGAAGAGCAUGAGGGACAGAGCUGAGCAGCAAACAGUAAAGUCCAGGGGGGGUUCUCUCCUCUGGAUGCUGAUGUGUUGCAGUGGAGGAAAGAACAGCUGGAUCUUCCACUGCUUUCCAAACUGGCCUCCAGCUGCAACAAGUGUCCAUCAGAGGAGAGCUGAGCUCAGCUGGUGACAGACAGCAGGAGCAGCACAGCAGUCUGCUUCUUCCUGAACAUGUGGACCAGCUGAUGCUCCUCCAGGAAAAGCCCACGCUCAGUCAUAUGAAGUGAAGCCCUCAGUGAGGGAGGAUCGCCGACACCGCUGGACUUUUGGCCCCGAUCGUCAUCAGAGAGCUGUUUCUGUUUGGUGAACUUCUCUAGAAACCACAUCAACAUGUUGUUUUCCUCACUACCAGGGAGUGAGCAGUGUGGACUGGGCCCUCUGAACAGCUGAUCUUCCUGGCUGGGUUCUGUUUCCAGCUGCUGUGUCUGUCAGUCACACUGUAGUUUUUACAUUUCUUCCAUGUGGAGCAGCUGCAGCUGUUUGCUUUGACUGAACGGAUUGAUAGAUUUGAAAUGUCAGAUUCUCCUGUCCCUGCUCAGCCAGCAGCAGAGUGUGAGCUCCAGCACAGCAGUCUGGCAGGGAGCAGUGUGAGCAGCACUGGAGGAAGGUAUUUCACUGAGCUCAUUGCUGAAGCAGGAAACCUUCAGUUCUUCAGUUCAGCUGGAAUUAUUCUGUCAAACUUUGUUCAAUGACAGACGGGGAGCAGCAGCAGGAAAAGGAGCUGAGAAAGGGACUGUUGGUGAACGCUCCAUGUGUUUCUCUGCAGCUUUUUAUCAAAUCGCC
Salarias fasciatus (jewelled blenny) is the source of this 2085-nucleotide messenger RNA. Its product is annotated as class I histocompatibility antigen, F10 alpha chain-like. Gene Ontology annotation, cellular component: external side of plasma membrane. The record is from RefSeq and is a predicted model, not a curated record. NCBI's taxonomy places the organism in Eukaryota, Metazoa, Chordata, Actinopteri, Blenniiformes, Blenniidae. Gene Ontology annotation, biological process: immune response. The transcript is spliced from 8 exons. The coding region runs from base 115 to 1167 and encodes 350 amino acids.